AUCCUCCAUCUCUCUCCUCCUGCGUACUCCUCUCUCUCUCUCUCUCUCUCUCUCUCUCUCUCUUUAAAAGACUGAAACUCUUUGAAGCCUUAGCUUUGAGAAUCAAAUGGGAGCUCUUGAUUCUCUCUCAGAUUACCUCUCUGAUUUAUUCACCAUCACAAGUAAAAAGAGGAAGCGAAAGCCAAUGCAGACGGUUGAUAUCAAAGUGAAAAUGGACUGUGAUGGUUGUGAAAGGAGAGUCAGAAAUUCUGUUUCGCACAUGAAAGGUGUGAAGUCGGUGGAGGUAAACAGAAAACAAAGCAGAGUAACGGUAAGUGGAUAUGUAGAGCCAAGCAAGGUGUUAAAGAAAGUGAAAAGCACAGGAAAGAGAGCUGAGUUUUGGCCUUAUGUCCCGUACAAUUUGGUGGCUUAUCCUUAUGUAGCACAAGCCUAUGAUAAGAAGGCACCAUCUGGUUAUGUAAAGAAUGUGGUUCAAGCACUUCCUAGCCCUAAUGCGACGGACGAGAGACUCACUUCCUUGUUCAGUGAUGAAAACCCACAUGCAUGUUCUAUUAUGUAGGAUUAUUUUACAUAAUUAAUUUGUGAUAGAAAGAGAGAGCUUAGGACUGGUUGAGCUAUAUAUUUUGUCUUUGGAUGAAUUUGGAACUUAUAAUCUUAGUUUUAGUUAAUUAGGUUUUUUUUUUCUUUUCCUUUUCUUUUUUACUUCAGGAGUUUUGGCUUCUACUUUUGGAUGUUGUGGUGAUAUGUUAUGCUUAAUCUGAAAAUUUUAAGUUUUGGACCUGUCAAGUUUACAUGAAAAUAAUAUUUGCCGUUGGAUUAACGAAA
This is a messenger RNA of Jatropha curcas, 825 nucleotides long. RefSeq names its product Heavy metal transport/detoxification superfamily protein (gene HIPP20). Gene Ontology annotation, molecular function: metal ion binding. Lineage: Eukaryota; Viridiplantae; Streptophyta; Magnoliopsida; Malpighiales; Euphorbiaceae. The record is from RefSeq and is a predicted model, not a curated record.